AUGCCAGCUGCUGCAGUGAAGCCCUCUCUGGAGGACAUGGUUGCAGAAGGGGAGCGUGGAGUGUCCCAGUGGGAGGCUCCGUCUCUGGGCAGGGAGCGGCUGCCUCUUCCCUCCCUGAAGGUCCCCAGGGAGCUGCUGCGGAGCUUCCCCCACUCCAAGCGGGUGGGAUCCUACCUGGUGGGGAAGAUGAUCAACAAGGGUUCAUUCGCCAAAGUGAUGGAGGGGCUGCACAUCGGCACUGGGGAAAAGGUUGCCAUUAAGGUGAUAGAUAAGAAGAAAGCUCGCCAGGACUCAUAUGUGUUGAAAAACAUGAAGAGGGAACCUCGAAUUCAUCAGAUGGUCCGACAUCCUCAUAUUGUAGUUCUGCUGGAGACCCUGGAGACGGAGAACAGCUACUACAUGGUCAUGGAGCUCUGUGCUGGAGGAGACUUGAUGGACCGGAUCUGUGAGAGGAAGCGGCUGGAGGAGAGGGAGGUCCGACGUUACACCCGACAGAUCCUCUCUGCUGUUGAUCAUCUGCACAAACACGGCAUCGUGCACAGAGAUUUAAAGAUUGAAAACUUCCUCCUGGACGAACACAACAACAUAAAGAUUGUGGACUUUGGCCUGAGCAACACCUUGAAAGCUGAAUCUUUAUCUCUGGAGCUCCUCAGCACCCAGUGUGGAAGUCCAGCCUACGCCGCCCCUGAGCUGCUGGCUCACAGGAAGUACGGACCUAAAGUGGACGUCUGGUCUGUAGGUGUGAGCAUGUUUGCCAUGCUGACAGGAACUCUCCCCUUCACUGUGGAGCCUUUUAACAUCAAACAGCUGCACCAGAAGAUGGUCAGUGGAGAGAUCAGCAGCAUCCCCAGUGACAUCAGCAAAGGCGCUGUGUCCUUUGUUUUGUCUCUCCUGGAGCCGGAUCCAGAUAAGAGACCAAGUGUCAGGGAGGCGAUGGAGGAGAGAUGGAUCAACGAGGGACACGCCAAGAAACCACUGCACACUCUCUCUCAUAAAAACAGGUUGUGUCCAGAGGAUCUGAACUCGUCUGUGCUGACGUACAUGACGGAGUCGCUGGGCUACUCGCUGUCUGAAGUCAUCCAUACGCUCACCACCAACCGUCCGUCCGCCAUCAUGGCCUCCUACCACCUGCUGCUCAACAAGCUCAACAGGAACCCGAAAGGAGCCAAAGCCAGCAAGAAGCUGGAGAGCAGUGACUGGUGUCUUCCCAGCAAGAAUACAUGGAGAGAGAGGAGUAACACUGAAUCCAACACUCAGCAGCAGAACGAACAGACCAAUGAGAAAAGCUCGAAGCAGUUCAGCCGACCUCUGAGAGCCCAGCAGAUGACCGACUGUCAGAGCAACAGGAGGAGGACCGAGGAUCUGCUGAGGAAGGACCAGAGAGAGGACGAUGAGAACCGUCCCCCGUCUCCCUCCCUGCCCCGGCUUCCUCAUUCCGCCUCCCCCUCCUUACCCCCUCGGCUUCCCUCACCUUCUCCUGCCCCGCUGUCUGCAGAGGAUGGAGCUACUGAUGAGGAGAUCACGUUGGACGCCAGAGAGACGCUGUUUCCUGAAGUGUCAGUGUUCAGAGACAGGGAACUCGUCCAUCUUUCUCCUCCUAAAAGCUCCGCCUCUCAGCUCUGUGACUCCGCCCCUUGCCAAGUCCCCUUGCCUGCCGAGCCAAUCAGAGAACCCAGCUCAUCCAGACCAAUCCGACACACUCACCUGCUCAGGACGACCCAGUCGGAUGGGGCGGCGGACCCGGGGUCAGACUGUUUCCAUGACAACCGUCACCAGGACGACUCCCAUCACCUGAGCAUCAACGAGCGUCUGGAGAAGCUGCAGACGUUCUACUCCUCGGAGAAGAACGGCAUUUCUCCCAGGAUGCUCGUGGAGGCUGACACCUCGGACCAAGCUCACCUGGCUACCAUGGAGACGCCUAAGACAUCACCCUCCGCCCCCCUCCCACGUUUACGCAAUGUGGGGCUAAAAGAUGGACGGGGCAGGAAGAUGACCUGGGUAGGGCUGACCCGACCUGGACCACCAGGACUCCUGGUGAACGGAUCCAAACCUCCUGCUUUCCCCCCACAGAGACAACACACUCUGGUCAUCAAGAGCCUGAGGCAGGAGAGGGGGAAGAGGAAAGAUCUGUCUGCAGCAGCAGGAGGAGGAUCAGAGAGGGCAGGAGGAGGCAUCAACGGAGCCAAGAGAAACUCAGUCCAGUUACGUUCGUCUCUGCAGCGUCGGGUCGCCGACCUGAACCUGCCGCUGCUUCCUGCAGCCCUGCAGGGGAAAAGUGACAGGAAGAAUCAGCUGCACAGCAUGGACUACUGACACACUGAGAGGCAGAGAAAGGUGCUAGAAAGUUGGUGACACAUUUGUAAAGAAGAUUAGCAUUUAAAGGGGAACUUCGGUUUUUUUCAACCUGGGGUCUGUUUUCAUAUGUCAUUUCAUACAUGUGAGUGAUGGAGAAAUGAAUUUUCGACAUAGCUCCAGUAUUUAGCCAGGCAGGCAGCUUAGCAGCUCAGGUAGCCGCUCAGCUAGCGAAAAGUAUGGGGCAACUUGCCCCCCGCGUCAAAGUCCGCCCCAACAUGCUUUUUUUCUCCACACUGACCGGCUCAGAUAGUCUCAACGAGUGUCCCACAACAUACUAAAGAUGAGAAGUGAACAAAAACCUCCACAUUACUUGGUGAUCACUAUUUGUUGUGGUCUGUAUCCUAAUCGCAGGACGCUAGAAAGCAAAUCUCGUUCCGAAAUCGCGCGAUAGCUCGCGAAAUCGUGUGAUAGCUCUCGCCAAAACACCAGAAUAUCCGAGCUGGUCAGUGUGGGAAAAAAAAGCACGUUGGGGUCUUUGACUCGGGGGGGCAAGUUGCCCCAUAC
Acanthochromis polyacanthus (spiny chromis) is the source of this 2859-nucleotide messenger RNA. RefSeq names its product hormonally up-regulated neu tumor-associated kinase homolog. The transcript has 11 exons. Lineage: Eukaryota; Metazoa; Chordata; Actinopteri; Pomacentridae. Gene Ontology annotation, cellular component: cytoplasm. Gene Ontology annotation, molecular function: protein serine/threonine kinase activity; ATP binding. Gene Ontology annotation, biological process: protein phosphorylation; intracellular signal transduction. The record is from RefSeq and is a predicted model, not a curated record. The coding region runs from base 1 to 2313 and encodes 770 amino acids.